AAGGGCUUUGCAUCCUAUGCUUCCCCGUCUUCACAAGAUGAAGAUAUCAAAGAAUUUGCAGGGAAGCUAUUCUGACUGUAAUUGGUUUUUCCCGCUGGUAGUUAGGAUCUUAGUGUAUAAAAGCAUAGCAGAUUUUUUGGAUGCAUUAUUCUUUGAAGUGUAAAUAUUUGCUACUGUAAUACUUGAGGGAUGUGUUUGUCCCGGUGGUUCUACCGUGAAGGAAAAUUAUAAAAUGUCAUGAGUGAGACUAUUUUUCUGGUUAUAAAAUGUUGCAAGAGAUUUGA
Elaeis guineensis (African oil palm) is the source of this 284-nucleotide messenger RNA. NCBI's taxonomy places the organism in Eukaryota, Viridiplantae, Streptophyta, Magnoliopsida, Arecales, Arecaceae. The record is from RefSeq and is a predicted model, not a curated record.